AUGCAUUAAGAAACUGAUUCUUUGCAAAGUUUAGCAAUCAACAUUGGUUUAUUGAUUGAUAAUUUAAAUUUGGGUCAUAUAAAAUUUGAUUAGAAGUAAAUCUAAUUUUCUUUAAAUAUUGUUGACAUACCAAAUGUAACUAUUUAGUAGUUAGAUUUAGCAGCACUCAGCAGUAAUAUGGGUAGUGACGAUAUACUUUAGAGUAUAAAUAAUAUUGUUAUUGACUCUCUUAAUAUUAAAGAUACUAUUUUUGAAUCAAAUCUUAUAUCUGUUUAGAUUGCUGAUAGCAUAACUUUAAAUAAUUUUUAAAUUGAUAAUUGCUUCUUUUAAACUAAUUUGAUUGAUUUAGAUACAAUAAAUAUUGUUAAAAUAUAAAAUUCACAAUUCUUGCUCAAAUAAGACUCUCUCCUUUUCAAUUAUUUUUAACCACUCAGUUAAGGCUAAGGUAAUUACAUUAAAGAAAAAAAAGAAUGGUUAGUCGCUUAUGAUAGAUUUGAUGGAGCGAGAUCUCUAAUUAGUGUAUAUGGGUUUACUAAUUAAUAAUAGAAUAAAAACCAAAAUAAUUUAAUAAUUGAUUAUAUUUAAGCAGAUUUUGGAGGUUUUGAUUCUAGGUUUCUUUCUGUAUAUUAUUCAGGUAGAAAAUUGGACAUUAAAAAUAGCAAUUUUUCAAAUAUGAAAUCUCAUCAAAACGGAGGUUGCUUAAGAUUUUACAUACUAACCUAUUUAAAUAUUUCUUCAUCUAACUUCACUAACUGCAUAAGUAAUAAAUUUGGUGGAGCUGUUUCUAUAAAUAAUUAUUUAGAAGUUUAUUUUAGCAACUUAAAUAUGUAAAAUAAUUCAGCUCUAUUAGGUGGAGGUAUUUCAAUAGAGAGUUAAGGCCAAAAUAGAACUUUGCAAAAUGUGUUUUUUAAGAACAAUACUUCUACUUUCUUAGAUAAUGAUGUAUUUGAUUACACUCCUAAAUUCAGAAUAAGAGAAGUGGUAGAGUAUAUUCCUAAUUACUAUUAGUAAUAAUACAUGAUCAGGAAUUUACCUCUUAGUAAAUUAAUGAAAUUAAUUCCAGGAUCUAUCUAUAUAAUUAUAAUUGAAUUAGCCCUAUUUUAGAAUAGUUAUGGCAAUAUAAAAACAACAAACUUUACUUCUCUUAAUAAUAUAAUCAAAGGAAAUUUGUAUGACUUUUAUCUAUUAAAUAAAGACAAGGUGUAACCUCAAGAUGCAAACUAAUACUUAAAUUACGAACUUGAUUUGAGAGAAUUGAGCAAAGAUUAUUCUUAUAUUUUAUUCUAACCUCAUUCAACAAUAAAUAAAUACAAAUUAUCCUUUAUCUUCACCAUCCCUUUAAUAGAAAAUGAUAUUUUAUUUUAAACAUCUGAAUGUAUUGAAGGUCAAUAAAAGAUCUAUUUUAAUUCUUUGGAUAAUACAAAAUAUCUGUGUCAAUAUUGUGAAUCUAUGUCUGCAAAUUAUAGAAAUAAUUCUUUCGAAUGCCAGCAUUGCGAUAGCUAAAUAUUUUCUAAAUGCUACUUAAACUACUCUGAGCUUAACAAGGGUUACUGGAGAUCAUCGCUUUAGAUAGAUUAAACUUAAAUAUAUAAAUGUUAAAGCACAAACUAAUAAUAGUGCCUUGGAGGCAGUGGAUAUGGAAACUAACUUUGUUUUGAAGGAAGAAUAGGAAAUGAAUGUUCAGCAUGCGAUGAAACAUCUUCAUACUGGAACGCUACUUAUACAGCAAUAAAUCUGUUUUCUUGUGUAAAAUGUGAUGAAAUAUAAUUAAAUGCUAUUAAGAUUUGGGUAUCAAUGGCUUUAUUUAUUAUUGUUCUAUUUGUAUUGAUUCAUAGUAAUUUUAAAAAAAUAUAAAAUUAUGUUUAUCAAUAGUAUUUAAUUAAAAUGCAAAUGAUUUACAUUGGAACAAGCUUUACAAAAUUUGGUCUUACUUCUGUUUAUAUAAAAGUGUUAUCAUUCAACACUUCUCUGUUGCUUUUUAUUUAAAAUUAAUUAGAACUAAGCUUGAAAAAUACAUUUGUAGAAAAAUCUAUUUAAUAUUCAAGUCCUUUAUCAACGAGUUUUGCUUCUAUUAAUUGUGCCCUAUACGACUUAUUUCCAAACAGAGACCAUUAUGGAAUAAUUAGAUUGAAAUUCUACUUGAUUAUGCCUUUAAUUAUCAUCCCUAUUGCACUUUUAUUUCCUUUUCUACGAUUCCUAUUAAAAAAAUCAAGCAGAAGAUUUUUAAAAUAUAAUAUUUCAUUAACGAUAAUUUAUACAUUAUUUAUAGUUUUUUACAAUCCAAUUCUAAGUGUAUGUCUAGAUUCUAUAACAUGCAGAACCUUUGGAAAUGGUGAAAAAGCCCUUCAAAUAGAUUUAACUGCUCCUUGCGGCUAGGAUUAUGAAUACUAUGAAUAUGCAAUAUCGGGUUUAGUGUUUUAUUCUAUUCUUGUUCCAUUUUAUAUAAUAUAUAAUCUAUACAAAAACAAAAAUAAGUUAUACUCAAUUAAGGCUCUUUUCCAAUUUGGAUUUUUAUACUAAGAAUAUAAAAAAGACUUUUGCUUCUGGGAAAUAGUGCGUUUUUCAAUAAAAGUGGCUAAACAAAUUCUUAUCUUCUGCAGAGACUAUGAUAUCUAAAAUUUAAAAUAACUCUUGGCUUUCUUGUAUACUCAGGUAUUUGCCAUAAUUUUAGUAAGAAAAAAUACAAGAAAGGAAUCAUAACCAAGAAAGCUAAGACCCAUUAAAAUUAAUUGA
Tetrahymena thermophila SB210 is the source of this 2733-nucleotide messenger RNA. Its product is annotated as transmembrane protein, putative. The transcript has 5 exons. The record is from RefSeq and is a predicted model, not a curated record. NCBI's taxonomy places the organism in Eukaryota, Ciliophora, Oligohymenophorea, Hymenostomatida, Tetrahymenidae.